AUUCGGGAAGUGCUAUCAUCGGGUUUCAAGAGUUGUACGGAGUUGAAUACUGUAGCAAUUGGGACACGGAUUUAAAUGGGCGUGUCCCGGAGUUAACCUCUGGUUUUAGUUGGGUACCGCGUGGUCGAGAAUGAGAAAGGUGCAUUUGGGUUCAGGCGGGGUACUGUAAUAAUCUAAGUUGCAAGGACAAGUGCAAUCGGGGUUCAAAAGGCCGCGGCCAAUUUUUCAGUGAAUACUACCCGAGUCGAGUCGAGCGUAUGGUCCGAGAGUAACAGCCAAUGCGGCGCCGGGUAUUGGACUCCGGAGUUAAGCUCGGCGUUGAGACUCGCUUUCGUCAACGCCAACGCCAACUACACAGAAGCAUCACAAGAUAGACGCGAAUCCUCACUCGGUCGUAUUCAUUAGAGGAUACCGUUCAUCGCCGCCACUAUGGAGAACGACCCAGGAAAACAGGAAGUCAAUCCGGAAUCCACGGGUUCUCCCGUGACGGACAGCGGCGCCGGCGUCGACCCGGUCAACCCAGUCCGAACCAAGAGAACCAGGGUGCAAGCUGGCCUCCUCAUGACCUCUCUAUGCAUGGCUGUCUUCCUUGCCGCGCUUGACAUCACGAUCAUUGCGACCGCGUUACCGACCAUCUCUGACCACUUCCACUCCACAUCCGGCUAUACUUGGAUUGGCUCUGCCUUCCUUCUUGCUGCUGCCGUCGUGGCACCGAGUUGGGGCAAAUUCAGCGACAUCUGGGGCAGGAAGGCGAUUCUGUUGAUCGCCGUGGGGGUAUUCUUCUUGGGAAGCGCGCUCUGCGGUGCUGCUGUCAGCCUUUCCAUGCUGCUUGUGGGCAGGUCCGUCCAAGGAAUCGGCGCAGGUGGCCUACUCUCUCUAGUCAGCAUCGUCGUCGGUGACCUCUACCCCCCAAGAGAACGUGGCAAAUACUACGGAAUCGUGGGCUUGGUUUGGGCCAUUGCUUUCACGCUCGGCCCACUCGUUGGAGGCGCCUUCACCAGAGGCGUAUCAUGGAGGUGGUGCUUCUACAUCAAUCUGCCUAUUGCGGGCGCCGCAUACGUUAUGAUUGUGUUCUUGCUCAAGCUAGAAACGCCAAAAACCCCCUUCGUCGCGGGCAUCAAGGCCGUCGACUGGAUCGGCAGCUUCGCGUUGAUCGGCGGCACGUUGAUGUUCCUCCUCGGGCUCGAGCUAGGGGGUACCACGUACCCGUGGAGUUCGGCUACCGUCAUCUGCCUGAUCGUCUUCGGACUCCUCACCAUCAUUCUGUUUGUUGAAGUGGAACGGGACUUUGCGCGGUAUCCCAUCAUCCCUAUCCAUAUAUACUCGAGCGUCUCCAACUUCGCAAUUUUUGCUGUCAACCUUCUCCACGGCAUUGUUUUGACCCAAAACACAUACUUCCUCCCUCUCUACUGUCAGUCGGUCCUCGGAGCAGAGCCAUUCCUCUCUGGGGUGUUGCUGCUCCCGUUUGCAGUCUCCAUGUCGGUGGCAACGGUGGGAGCGGGUGCCUACCUCAAGAAGACCGGUCGUUAUCUCGACUGCAUCCACCUUGGCUUCGGCUUACUGGUUUUGGGCGUCGGGCUCUUCCUCGACCUUCCCAGCUCGACUAACUGGCCAAAGAUCAUCCUCUAUCAGAUCCUCUCCGGCUUCGGUAUCGGACUGAACUUCCAGCCUCCGCUUAUCGCGCUACAGAACAAUGUCCCGGUAGGGGACAAUGCCGCGGCAACAGCCUCGUUCGGUCUUGUCCGCAACGUCGCCAGCGCCAUUGGUGUAGUCAUUGGGUCGGUGGCUUUUGCGAACAAGAUGAACGACCAGCAGGACCAGCUCAGGGAUACACUAGGCUCUUUCAACAGCACCCUCUUUACCGGCAGCAAUGCGCAGGCCAAUGUCCUGCUCAUCAAAACACUACCCGAUGACUCCCACCAGGAGCUUCUCCGCCAUGUUUUCUGCAUCUCUCUGCGAAGUAUAUGGAUCAUAGCCGUCUCCUUUGCGGGAACGGCACUGUUGAUCAGCCUUCUCAUCAAACACAAGAACUUACAAAGCAAGCAUGUGGAGGUGAAAACGGGACUGGCAGGGGAAGAGGAGCGCAGAAAGAUAGCGCUGGAACAGAGAGCGGCCAAAAGACAGCCCAAAACCGAAUCGGUGUCGGCAUAAGAAGAGCAUGUUGUUCUCGACGGAGCCGUUACAGAAGCAUGCAGAAUGCUGGCCGGCUAGCUUGUAAUUAGAAUGUUCAGUUAGCAUAAUUAGAUGAGGACUAACGUUAACUAUUUCGAACC
This is a messenger RNA of Parathielavia appendiculata, 2273 nucleotides long. RefSeq names its product MFS general substrate transporter. Gene Ontology annotation, cellular component: plasma membrane. Gene Ontology annotation, biological process: transmembrane transport. Bases 430 to 2151 code for a protein of 573 amino acids. Lineage: Eukaryota; Fungi; Ascomycota; Sordariomycetes; Sordariales; Chaetomiaceae. Gene Ontology annotation, molecular function: transmembrane transporter activity. The transcript has 4 exons. The record is from RefSeq and is a predicted model, not a curated record.